This is a messenger RNA of Hyaloscypha bicolor E, 1338 nucleotides long. RefSeq names its product atp-specific succinyl-CoA synthetase beta subunit. Gene Ontology annotation, molecular function: metal ion binding; succinate-CoA ligase (ADP-forming) activity; ATP binding. The record is from RefSeq and is a predicted model, not a curated record. Lineage: Eukaryota; Fungi; Ascomycota; Leotiomycetes; Helotiales; Hyaloscyphaceae. The coding region runs from base 1 to 1338 and encodes 445 amino acids. The transcript is spliced from 4 exons. Gene Ontology annotation, biological process: tricarboxylic acid cycle; succinyl-CoA metabolic process. Gene Ontology annotation, cellular component: mitochondrion; succinate-CoA ligase complex.
AUGUUCAAGCUCGCUCGUAGUCGGCCUUUCACGGCUGCUCUUAAGCCCAGCAAGGUCUACUCUUCAUCUCGAUUGGCUGGCGUUGCACAACAGAAGAGAGCUCUGAGCAUACACGAGUACCUGUCUGCUGAUCUGCUGCGAAAGUAUGGCAUUGGUGUCCCGCAAGGUUCCGUUGCAACGACUGCCGCUGAAGCCGAAGCCAUUGCCAAAAAGAUUGGAGGUGACGAUAUGGUUAUCAAGGCACAGGUCCUUGCUGGUGGACGAGGAAAGGGUACAUUCGACAAUGGGCUGAAAGGGGGUGUUCGUGUCAUCUACUCUCCAACAGAGGCCAAGAUGUUUGCCGACCAGAUGAUCGGCCACAAGCUUGUCACAAAGCAAACCGGUGCUCAGGGUCGUCUUUGCAAUUCAGUCUACAUUUGCGAACGUAAAUUCGCCCGUCGCGAAUUCUACCUUGCUAUUUUGAUGGACCGAGCAUCUCAAGGGCCAGUCAUUGUUUCGUCGUCACAAGGAGGCAUGGAUAUUGAGACUGUGGCGAAGGAAAGCCCCAGUGCGAUCACCACCACCUAUAUCGAUAUCCACAAGGGUGUUACCGAUGAUAUUGCUCGAAAAAUUGCAACCGAUCUUGGCUUCAGCGAGCAAUGUAUCGAGGAUGCGAAGGAUACUGUUCAAAAGCUGUACCAGAUCUUCAUGGAGAAGGACGCAACUCAAAUUGAGAUCAAUCCUCUCUCGGAGACUUCGGACCACAAAGUCCUUGCAAUGGAUGCUAAGCUCGGCUUUGAUGACAAUGCGGAGUUCCGUCAGAAGGAGAUUUUCUCGUGGCGCGAUACAACCCAAGAGGAUCCCGAAGAAGUCCGUGCUGCGGAAUCUGGCUUGAACUUCAUCAAGCUUGGGGGUGAUAUCGGCUGCUUGGUCAAUGGUGCUGGUCUUGCCAUGGCCACAAUGGAUAUCAUUAAGCUCAAUGGCGGAGAGCCUGCCAACUUCCUCGACGUUGGUGGUGGAGCUACUCCCCAAGCCAUCCGGGAAGCUUUCACUCUCAUCACCAGCGAUCCCAAGGUCACAGCCAUCUUCGUCAACAUCUUUGGAGGUAUCGUGAGAUGCGAUGCUAUUGCGCAAGGUCUUAUCAGCGUGGUUGAGAGCAUGAACCUCCGUAUUCCAAUCAUUGCCCGAUUGCAAGGAACGAACAUGGAAGCGGCACACAAGUUGAUCAACGAGUCUGGUCUUAAGAUCUUCUCGAUUGAUGAUUUGCAAAGUGCGGCAGAGAAGGCUGUGCAGUUCUCGAAGGUGGUAAAGAUGGCGCGUGAUAUUGAUGUUGGGGUUGAGUUCUCCCUUGGUAUUUGA